AUGGCCUCGGAGCUGCGGUCCCCGGUCUCAGUGACCGAACCUACUCCUCCUUCGCCUACGUCACGCCGGAAUCAAUCGAAAUCGAGAUCGAGAUCUCGACCAGCGCGACGUCGGAGGGAGUCGUCCCCCACACCUUCCUCCCCGCCGGGUCUUCCAACACCCGCAUUCUCGCCGGAGGGCCAAAGCGAAGACGAAGAAAUCGUUGAAGAAAACACACUUUUCCCACUCGACCCCCGCAGAAUUACACCUACCCUCCAUGCAUCCUUGGUGUCUGAAAUUCUCUCCCUCCGGCGAGAGGUUGAGAGUAAAACCAAGGCCAUCGAUACUUUAGAACAAAGUUUGGAUGAAACGCGAACAGAAUGUGAAACGCUCGGCUCCCGUCUCUCCCAGUCCACGCGCGAGGUACGCUCAUUGAAGCAUCAGCUCAAGUUGCUGGAAGGGGGAACCUCAUCAGCAAUGACAGAGUUGGUUCGCGAGCGGGACGAUGCUGUGGAGAAUAUCAGUGAUGUUCGGAAAAAACUCGAGUCUGCGCAGAAACGGAUUCGACAUCGGGAAGAUGAAAUAGAGCGCACCCAGCUAUUCUGGGAUCGUGACCGUGAAGCCUGGGAAAAUGAACGGCGUAACAUGGAGCGCAAGAUACAUGUGGUGGAAGGCCGUUUAAAGACUGUUCUGAAUGAAGUCGCAGCUGCUCAAGAGGCCGGAACCCUAGCCUCCCAGCACAGCAGAGAAGAACAGGGCAAGGAUAAGAAUAAAGAAAGCGAUACCGCCAGUCUUGCGUCUAGUAGUCGCAGCCGUCGAAGGCAUAGCAUGUCCAGUGUGACUACCGAAGAAGGCGAAGACGAAGAACCGCAAUUGGCAAGUGCUGUCCGAUUCUCGGUGAUGAGUAUGGUACCCGAAAAAGUGGACUCGAGUUUGAACUUAGCCCAAGAACUGGCCCUCGACGAGGACGAAGAGGAAUUCGCGAGUGAGGAGGACGCACCUGUCUCUCCUGAAGCGCUCCCAGAAGAACGACCCAUGUCGGUCCUUUCAAGCACUUCUCGCACAGUUGCCUCCAAGGCCCAGCGGAUUCUGGGCAUGACUAUGUCUAAUACGGGCUCACCAACCGUGGCUGAAUAUCCCAGCCAUGUAAAUCAAUUCCCAGCCAAUGUGGAGUAUCGCGACUCAGCUGUGCAAUACUCCCCGCCUCCAUCCCCCGAGCUCUCUGCGAAGCCUGAGGACAUACCUUUGCCCACUGACGAAUCGCAAGAUGCAGAUCUUCCUGUGGACGAGAAUAGAUACGUCCCCAAGGUGAAAGAUUCGGCGACUUUGACAAUGGCAAUCGAGACGACCUCUUCUUCGUGCCAGACUGUCGAUCUCCCCGAUAUUCCAUGGACCCCUAAGGCGCCAGAUUCACCCGUUACUCCUGAGCCAGCGCCGGUUCAGAUGACGUCGGCAUCGACCCAGACUGACUCGCCAAUGGAGCCAGCGCCAGAAGGCGCAGAGAAACCAUCCUUGUCACCUAAUGCCAUCCCUGCGGAGGUUGAUGUUCCCAUGAUCGCUAUUCAUCCUCCUGGCUCAGAACCUUCUUCGCCUCGCAACAGUGUUGUUCUCCCACCUCAAACCAAGAGCGUAUCUGUUCAGACCAACUUCAGGAACUCGAUUGAGGAGCGCUCUAUCGCGAUUCAGACCGAGGAGAUCCGUAUUGACCAGCGCCCUGUCAAACUCCCAGCUAGCCUACUUCCGUCCGCUAUACCAGAUCUACCAACUAGCGCAGAGAUACAGGAGGCUAAUGAGCUUCCAUAUCGCGCCCCUGUACCGCCCCCUCGCUCCGCCAAGAGAGAACAAUUACGGAAGACUCAAUCCGAGGGCCCUGUCAAGCCGCCGCGGGCAUCUGGUACAGACCCUAUGCAGGCAUACCCUGGUAAUAACGACAAUGGUCCCUUGUCGGAUGAUGCAGGAUCCGGGCUCAGACGGCCCUUCCGUUCUAGCAGUCUCUUUGCAGGCUUCGAACAGCUGAGUGAUGAUGAAGGACCGAGCGGGGAGGAGCGGGAUAUCUUCACUGAUGAAGAGUUCCUCCACCGACCGUUUACCUCCUAUACUCUCCGUCGCGGCAAGAUGGUCAACGCCAAGUCCAGACCUAGUCAAGAUGAGAUGACCCUGUCUGAGAUCGACGAGCAACUAUCCGAUGCCGAGUCGCGGCCAUCGGAUGCUGGCCGAGGAGCCUCUCGAGCAACCCAACGCUCGUUUGCCACAAGCUCUAGCGGCCGCCAGCCCGGAAUACGGAAGAUGGCCUUGAUCUCGAGCGGUGCGGCAGCGCAUCACAAGACUCGACCGCGCAGCCCUAGUGAGCCCAGCAUUGAUAGUGGCAGUGUAGGCUCUAGCAUUGCUCCUCCUUUCCCCGUUCCGACCCGCCACAGCUCUCGCAAGAUCCCCUUGAAUGGAAGUGACGGGCCGCCCAGCCCAACACGCUCCACAGGCCGUCAAUUCUCCGAUCGCAGCGUUCGCAGCUCGAUGAUACGUCCCAGUCUACGCCGUGUGCAGUCUGAAAACACAAUUUCUGAAUGCGAUGGCGUUGUUCGCCCAGAGACUUGCUCUACGCCGACCCGUUCUCCUACCUCCUUUACUCCAGACAGCCCUGCUUAUCUAGUACCGCCCUUGCCGUUGGAUGAUAUCACUGCUCCGCGCGAAAUGCGCCAGCCCCAGCCUCACGGGCAUCACCGUCCCUCUGUCCCCUCCAUGAAUUGGGGCUACGAAAAUGAGGAUUCGACCGGUGGCGUGCAGCCGACAAGUGUUGUGGACGCCAUUGCGCAGACCAUGGUUGGUGAAUGGAUGUUCAAGUACGUUCGGCGUCGGAAGUCAUUCGGCAUGGGCGACUCCAAAGACAAUUGGGAAGGCAAAAAUGCCGACGAGGUGUCUGCCAACAUCACCAACAGUGGCGUGCGGCACAAGCGAUGGGUUUGGCUGGCUCCUUACGAGGGCUCUAUUAUGUGGAGCAGCAAGCAGCCGACCAGCGGACCUGCCUUGCUCGGCAAAAGUGGCCGGAAAUGUAAGAACUUGAUCAUCUCACUAUCCAAUCUGUGCUGGACGUUAAGGAUGACUCCCCAUUGCCGAAGGGCUCUGGAUAUCCUGAAUCCAUUCAACCGGUCCAUCCUAGUCCUGACACCCCAGCGGGCUCUUAAGUUCACAGCGCUCACUGCCGAGCGUCACUACGUGUGGCUGACAGCCCUAUCAUUUCUCAGUCACUCAUCGAUGGCACUUUCCGAUCUCGCUACAAUUCCCCCCGCGCCACGAGAGGAGAAUGUCUCUCGACCACCAGCGCACGCCGCCCUGCGACGCAACCCUAUUCGCGAUUCCAUACGGGUCGCGAAAGGCCGUCCUCGCCCUGUGCCUAAGGGCAAACGCUCGUUCCCGGAGCCGGCCCCCGAGGUAGCCAGGAAUGAUAGCAUUGACAUGGCUGCCGAUGCACCCACCAUCCCUCGAUACUCCUACCAGAACCAGCAUACCCGCAAGCGUAGCAACACUGCCCCUCGUCCACCGGCUCUCCACACCCUGCGCAGCUUCUCCAGCCAAGGCACUAUGCCAUCGCCGAACAACAGUACGACGGUUGGCUCGGAUAUCUACACCUCACCCGUGGCACCUCCAUCGAAUCUUCCUCCCAAUCUCCCCGCUGGCAUCAACAGCGUCCGCAGUAGUAUCAGCCGGGCAUCCGACACAAGCGCCCGCCCGUCAGUGAACAGCAACGUGUUCGACAUGGGAACCAUGCGCAUGGAAGCCUUCAUCGAUACCAGCGCAGGGCCGCCCACUCGACCUCCCCCACCGCCGCCGACUCACCGUGCGCCCCAUGUGCGUAAGACGUCGAGCGUGUGGAGCCAAACCCGAUACUCUGGGUAUGCGCCAUCUGUUGACAGCGAACUUUCCUUCCGACCCGACGAUCCAUUCCGCGGGUUCUAG
This is a messenger RNA of Penicillium chermesinum, 3930 nucleotides long. RefSeq names its product putative nuclear migration protein. Gene Ontology annotation, cellular component: cell cortex; mitochondrion. Gene Ontology annotation, biological process: microtubule cytoskeleton organization; maintenance of protein location in cell cortex; establishment of mitochondrion localization. Gene Ontology annotation, molecular function: tubulin binding; phospholipid binding. Lineage: Eukaryota; Fungi; Ascomycota; Eurotiomycetes; Eurotiales; Aspergillaceae. Bases 1 to 3930 code for a protein of 1309 amino acids. The record is from RefSeq and is a predicted model, not a curated record. The transcript has 2 exons.